AUGCCAGCACCACAGCUCAAAAACUUCCAGGAUGCAACGCAGGAUGCCGUGGGUAUGACACGGAAUCUCGCGACGGACGGAUACUCGUGCUCGGCCGUGGACAAGACGGUCACCAUCAUUUCAGCUGAACGCUCGGGACUGGAUGAGAACGGCCAAUUGGUGCGAGAAGCUGCUUACGUGGACGAUUCCCAGGAGAAGGCGCGGUUGACCAUGAUCACAUCCGGCAGUCCCACGGCGGCUACACCGAUACGCAAGGCGCUCAACUCCCGCCUGGUUCUGCGCAUGCGGGUCACCGACAAGAUGGACAACACACUCGGCAAUAUGCAUGGAGGAUGUGCUGCAACGCUUGUCGACAACAUCACCAGCAUGCCCGUCUUUUACCACACUUCGGGCGAAUAUGGACAACCGUGGUCGUUCCUUGGCGUCUCGCAAAACAUCACGGUGCUCUAUCUUAACGCCUGUCCGCUCGGAUCCGUGCUUGAGAUGGAGGUCUACACAGAGCAGAUCGGCAAGAACAUCGCGGUGAUCAAGGCCGAGUUCUGGAUCGUCCAACGAGACGACGGCACAGAGGACGAUGGAGAGGGACCCGUUCACUCGGGCAAGUGGAAACGCGUCACAAAGACCGUCAUUGGAUCACAUACAAAGGUGGACAACUCGGCGAAGGUCAAGCUCUAG
Messenger RNA from Sporisorium graminicola, 675 nucleotides. RefSeq lists its product as uncharacterized. The transcript has 2 exons. Gene Ontology annotation, molecular function: fatty acyl-CoA hydrolase activity. Bases 1 to 675 code for a protein of 224 amino acids. The record is from RefSeq and is a predicted model, not a curated record. NCBI's taxonomy places the organism in Eukaryota, Fungi, Basidiomycota, Ustilaginomycetes, Ustilaginales, Ustilaginaceae.